Molecule: messenger RNA, 3960 nt
Organism: Aethina tumida (small hive beetle)
Lineage: Eukaryota; Metazoa; Arthropoda; Insecta; Coleoptera; Nitidulidae
Product: mucin-5AC
Exons: 5
Coding region: 82-3357 (1091 amino acids)
Source: RefSeq, a predicted model, not a curated record
GUGCGAUGGAAACAUUUAGCAGUUACAGUCACUAUAUGCUUGAUCCAGUGUGUGACAGUAUCUCAGACAGAUGCGCAACAGAUGCAGGAUGUCAUUUCUAUGACUGCUGACGGUUGGAGGCCCAUCAUUGGAACAAGGCGGCAACCAACAUUCAAAGAAGAAAUUACUCACUACAGGAAUCCCCUUGUCAAUGACAACUUAAAGAAAGCGGAAACACCAUCAACUGCGGGAACAACUUUGACAACACCUUCGACCACUCAGAAAAUUCCUACGAAGGCAAACAACAACGCCGGAGGAUCUCUGAAGAAAUUCAAUUCCAAAGUUACUCCCCACUCGAAAUUCGCACCUCCCAAUCAAGGUUAUUUCAAUGGAGCUCAUGGUCCUCAUAUUCCUCUUGGUGGAAUCCCACCAAACCGACCCAGCUCAUCUGGUCCAGUUAAAAAAUAUCCUUCCAACAAUAAAUUUACUCACUUACAAGGAAAUGGCAAAAGAGGAAAGCCCGUGAGAGGACAAGCUACAGCAUACAGCAACAGAGAUGAAGUAUUUGCGCCUGCGCCAAAUUCUGGUUCGUAUUCUUUUAUUUCUCAGGGACCCAAUGCGGUAAAAACUAGAGAUCCACCAGGAAUACUAUUGGGAGGAAACCACUUUUCUAUCAAUCAACCAAAUUCGCACAUUGAAUUUAUCAACCGCUUUCCUCAAUCGCAGAUUCAAAAUGACAACGCCUACCAAACAUUCAACAAUCCAGUGACUGCUUACGUAUUCCCCAAACAACAACAUCAAACCAACGAUAUUCACUUUAACUACAAGAAUCAAAAUGACGAAUAUACAAGAAACUUAGUACCUCCUCCACAACCCUAUAAACCAUUCCAAGAUAAGGAUACUGUUAAAAACAAGAACUCUAAACCAAAAGAACAAAAUGGGGCAACCCAAUCUUCAAAUCAGCAUACACAGUUUAUCAAAAAUAAUGUCCCACAAAAUAUUGCUUUGCAAUUACCACCACCAUUCGAACAAAACAAAUUUAACUAUGCUCAGAAUGAAGUAAAGAACGAUCAAGCAGUUGAAGUAGAAGUUACCAAACAGAAACUAAAAGUAUUCCACAAUAGUAUACCCACUAACUACAAUCCAUUAACUCCUGAUUAUGUAGACUACGACUUUCACGCCAUUAAAAGACCCACCUCACUACCAAAGCUACAAACUUAUGAAGUCACUGAAGGAAAACAAUGGCAAGAAAGUCCUCCGUUCCAUUACAGGUUCCCAGAACCACCGCAUUUAACCCAGCGACCAAAGAAACCUUCAGGUUCUAGAAGACCCCCUCCGCCUGAGCAACCAAUUAUUGAAUUGAGUCGACCAAUUUUAGAAUUAAGCUUACCUCCAUUCUUACCAACUCCAUACAAGCCUGAAGGAGUCGUUCCUACAUCAUCCACCCAAGAAGAAGUAUCGACAAUAUUUUCACAACUAUCGAAUAAAAUAAAAACUCAUGAAUAUCAAACUGCACAUCCCCACUUCUUUGAUGUUAAAGAAGUGUCUACACAUUUCCCCAUUUUAGGUAGACCAGAAACAAAACCUGAACUGCAAACUGAAUUUAAUCCGUACAAAGAACAAGAAAGCACCAAUGAAAUUACCACAAAUGGCGGUGAAGAUGAAGAAAAAACGACUACUACUCUCAGAACUAUAAACAGAGACCCAACAAAGGUAAGAAUUACACAUAGAAGACGCAGACCAUCCAAUAGAUUGCGCACAACUACAACUGAAGAAUCUGUUACUACUGAAAAUUACGAUGUCCAAAAAACUCAAGAAAAUGAAACCGAAUUAUCAACGGAAACUGAAAGACCUCUGAGACGACGACCAAUAAGAUAUAGAACAACAACCGUAGCAGACAUUCCUGAAGUUGAAGAACCGACUACCAAAAGUACAAGAGGAAGAAACAGGUUUAGACAAAGACAAAAUCCUACUGAUGCCCUAAGAAAUUCAGGUUACAGAAAACGUCUAAGACCCACAGAUAUGCCUUCUAAUCACAAAAUUACUCAAGGCGACCUGAAUCAAAAUGAUUAUAAGAAAACCACUGAAGAGAUUUCUGUAGAAUCUUAUUCGUCAUCUACUGAAGAAAACUCUGAAUCAUUUGAUUCUUCCUUUGUAAAAGAUACAGACACUACCGAAGAAGAUAUCCAAGUUAAACAGAACCGAUAUGAGUACGAUUUUGAUAACAGAAGACAUCCAACACAAUUAGAUGAACUUUCGAAAUAUCAUAUUACUUCUGCUCACAAUGAUUUGGAAUUAACAAAACCAAACAAAGAUGCAGAUAUAGAUGUGACAGAGAGACAUACUACGGAGAUAAUACCCACUACUAAUAUUCCUAUUCCAGAAAAUGAAAUAGACUUUUCAACUCCAGAACCCCAGCGCACUCAAACUAUUGUUGCAACUGAACAACCAGAAAUAGAAGAAAUUACUAUAGCUACAACGAUUCCGUCAACAACAACAACGACAACCGAAGAAACUACAACUACCAAAUCACAUAGAGUUCGCGGUCGACCUGUUAAAUAUGAUGUAUCUAACAGACCUAGGUUCAGUGUCAAAGAUUAUAGGCAAAGAUUCACUACCACCUCAUCCACGACUGAAUCAUAUAGAACAACUUCUGCCAGUUCUAGACUUCGAUUCCCUAAUAGAUCCAGGAGGCCAACAACUUCAACCACAACAGUAAAUAGUGUCUUACCUGAAGACGAUGAAGAACAAAACAGCGAACCAAUGCGUACUAAAUUCAAACCUAAAGAACCCAGAUUUAGUGUGACAACUGAAGCAAACGAGAAUAUAAUUACUGAAAAGAAUAUAAAAUCAGUAAAUACCAGAUUGAGGCCUUUUGGAAGACAAAGAUCUACAACAGAAGCCACUACACCAAAAGUUUCUAUAAAACCAAAUUUAUUUUCUCAGAGAAGAAGAACGGCACCUUUAAGUUUGAAGUCAAGAAUUCAGAACAAGUAUAAUAAGACUCAAGAAACAACUACUACAGAAUCAGAAUUAGAAAAUGAAACUGAACAAGUCUUCCAAACGACAAUUUCUUACGAUUCUAACACGCCCGAAUUAACAACUGAAUAUGCUAUAAGGAAAUAUAGUAAACCUGAACAAACUACAGAAUACCUAGAAACUACUACAGAUAUACUUAAAAAUGAUCCUAUUCUCUAUUCACAAAGAGUUUCUGAUUUAACAUCGUCUUUCAAAAAUGAGUACGAUACACCUGGUUUGUUUAAAAAUGUGUCACCAACGAGUAGAAGAAUACCAAAUCAUUUUACAAUUGCAACUGAUGAUCCAAGAUUACCCAUAGAAGCAUUUUUCCCCAACAUUAACGAUAACAAAGAAAAGUAACAACAGUGACAUUUUACAAGAAAAGGUUUACAUGUGUAAAACAGCAAGCCAAAGACAUUAAGAUCAUCAGUGAUAAAUAAAUUUGUAAAAAAUAGUUGUGUUAAUAGUUUUAUAUGGGUAUCGUAUAUUUAAUGCGGUAUAUAAACAAUGUAGAAAAAUAUAAAACUUACAAUUACUUGGAAGUUGCUUGUACCAUAAAAUUAGAUUCAUUUAGAAACUUAUUAAUAUUCGCAUAAGAGACAAUAGUCGAUGGAAUGUUUGUGAUAUAAAAUAAAAAUAUUGAGUGUUAUGAUUUUAAAAAUGAAAAUGUACAUUUGUAUUUAGAAAAAGUACUUUUAAAUAAAAGUGCAAAUAUUCUUUUUAUAUGCAUCAAUGUUCUAAUUUAUUUAUUCAGACUAAUUUCUGUAGAUUGUAAUUUAUUAAAUUAUUUAUUAGAUGUUACAGAUUACCUUAAAUAAAUGGUAAAUAAUAUGGUAUUUUUUUUCUUAAUUUUUUAAUGAUAACUAUGUGAAUUCAUUUAAAAUUAUAUACCAGGGGUGGCUAAGUUUCGCGAGACGCAAUAUUUAAAAGGUAUACAAAAAAGGUAUUAUAUUUAUUGAAAAC